UUUUCUUAUUUUAAAGCAUUUCCGCAAUUAAGGCAUCUAGCGAUUAGAAGAUACACUUCAGCUACGUUUACGCCCUCUUUUGGGGAAUAACUACUUUAACGUUUGGUUUUGUUUUAGUUUAACUGGAAUCGAGUUCGUGAAAUUCUUCUUCCAGGUAAAAAAUGCCACCAAAGAAAGAAGCUGCCCCAGAACCUAAACCUCUCAUUGGACGUGUUGGUACUAGUCUUAAAAUUGGGAUUGUCGGACUUCCAAAUGUUGGAAAAUCAACUUUCUUCAAUAUUUUAACUAAAAGUGCAGCACCUGCAGAAAAUUUCCCAUUUUGUACCAUUGAUCCUAAUGAAAGUAGGGUAGCAGUUCCUGAUGAGCGGUUUGAUUGGCUUUGUGAACACUACAAACCAGCUAGUAAAGUCCAAGCUUAUCUUAAUAUUGUGGAUAUUGCUGGGUUAGUAAAAGGAGCUCAUGAAGGUCAAGGACUGGGAAAUGCAUUUCUUUCUCAUAUCCGAAGCGUCGAUGCGAUUUUUCAUCUUUGUCGUACGUUUGAAAGUGAAGAAAUUACCCACGUUGAAGGCGACGUCAACCCUGUUCGCGACAUUGAAAUCAUCAACGAAGAACUCAGGUUAAAAGAUGAAGAAUAUCUUUUGGCCACCAUAAAAAAAACGGAAUCGUUAAUGCGUAGCGAUAAGAAGAUGAAGACAGAAUACGAUAUUUUGUGCAAAGUUAAGGCGCACCUUGUAGAUCAGGCAAAGCAUAUUCGGUAUGGUGACUGGAACGUACAAGAAAUUGAAAUUUUGAACAAGCAUUUGUUCAUUACGUCUAAGCCAGUUAUUUAUCUGGUUAACAUGGCAGAAAAAGAUUAUAUCCGGAAGAAGAAUAAAUGGUUACCGAAGCUCAAAGAAUGGAUUGAUGCCAAUGACCCUGGCGCAAUGAUGAUUCCGUUUUCUGGUGCCUUCGAAGGAAAGAUAGCCGACAUGGAUGCUGAUGCAAGGAAAGCUUUCUGCGAAGAAAAUAAAGCGAACAGUACGUUCGAGAAGAUUAUUGUGCAAGGAUAUAAAUGCCUCCAUUUAAUGUACUUCUUUACUGCGGGCCAUGAUGAGGUUAAAGCUUGGUCCAUACAGAAAGGAACUAAGGCUCCACAGGCGGCAGGGCGAAUCCAUUCGGAUUUCGAGAAAGGUUUUAUAAUGGCGGAAGUUUUUAAAUUCAACGACUUAAAAGAGGAAGGCAGUGAGGCAGCUGUCAAAGCAGGAGGAAAGUAUCGACAACAGGGCAAGCUUUACGUCGUUGAAGAUGGAGAUAUUAUCUUGUUCAAGUUCAAUGCCGGGGCUGGUCUCACUGCUGGGAAAGACGCCAAAAAGAAAUAAAAUCUUGCAUCAACCUUGCACAUGUUCCUUGGGUAUCUUUAACUAAGGGAUAAUACAAUGGGAAAGAUAACCAAUAAUAA
This is a messenger RNA of Daphnia magna, 1438 nucleotides long. RefSeq names its product obg-like ATPase 1. The coding region runs from base 162 to 1358 and encodes 398 amino acids. Gene Ontology annotation, molecular function: ATP binding; ATP hydrolysis activity; GTP binding. NCBI's taxonomy places the organism in Eukaryota, Metazoa, Arthropoda, Branchiopoda, Diplostraca, Daphniidae. The transcript is spliced from 11 exons. The record is from RefSeq and is a predicted model, not a curated record. Gene Ontology annotation, cellular component: cytoplasm.